GUUCACAUUCAAGAUGGCGGCCCACAUUGACUUCGAUGACUCGGCUCCUUUCGAACCUUCUUUGAGGAAUAUUAUCGACCAGACGUCACUAAAAUGGGUAUUUGUUGGAGGCAAAGGAGGAGUUGGGAAAACUACGUGCAGUUGCAGUCUUGCCAUUCAGCUGUCAUUGCAUCGUCAAUCAGUCCUCAUCAUCUCUACAGACCCUGCCCACAACAUCUCUGAUGCCUUUGAUCAGAAGUUCUCUAAGGUACCAUCCUUGGUCUGCGGUUACAGCAACCUCUUUGCCAUGGAGAUUGAUCCCAACUUGGGCAUGAGUGAGCUGCCUGAUGACUAUUUUGGUGAUGACAGUCCUUGGGCUGUUGGUAAACAGUUGAUGCAGGAACUCAUGGGAGCAUUCCCGGGUAUCGACGAGGCAGUCAGCUUUGCUGAAGUCAUGAAGAUGCCAGCCAGGUUAAUUGAUUCCAACUGUCCAACUUGCCUCUUGCAGGAUAAGACAACAUUUGUAUGUGUCUGUAUCGCUGAGUUCCUCUCACUGUACGAGACAGAGAGGCUGGUGCAAGAGUUGGCUAAGAACAACAUUGAUACUCACAACAUCAUUGUGAAUCAACUCUUAGUACCUGAGGAGGCAGGAAAGAUAGAGUCCUCAGUCUGUAAGAUGUGUGCAGCAAGGAUCAAGAUGCAGAAUAAAUAUCUAGAUCAGAUUGAAGAUCUCUACGAAGAUUUUCACAUCACAAAACUGGCGUUAUUGGAGUACGAAGUACGAGGCCAAGAGAAGGUGGCGGCAUUUUCAAAGAAUCUGAUGGAGCCUUAUCCUUGUUUUGUAAAGAAUACUGAAGCUAGUAACACAUGAUGGACAUUAAAGGGAGGCAUUAUUGCCUGAUGGAAUGGGGGGGUAGUUUUAUGACUGGCAUUAUUCCUUGUACCAUUAUCCUGUCUAAAGACACCAGUGACCACUGAUUGCUUCUUUACCAAACUUUGCAGAUAAAAUACAUAUGUUGCAAAGCACAAUAGGCCAUGCUGUAUUCAUUAUCUGUUUACAUUCCUUAUCCAAGAUUUGUAAAAAAGGUGUUGAAUCAAGAGUCAUCUGGUAAGCAAAAUACAUCCAACCAGAGCUUGAGGAAAUUGCAGGUCACUGGUACCUUCAAUAGGGUGACUGGUGCCCUUAAGCAGGGUGACUGGUGCCCUGAAAUAGGGUAACUGGUGCCCUCAAAAUAGAGUAACUGGUGCCCUUUAAUAGGUACCCUCAAGUAGGGUGAUGGGUACAACUGAACACCUCACUGGCUCUGUGAGGACAUUGAGAAUAGUUCCAUUCUGUGGCUGAGUAGGUUAGACUGGUUCCUACCCAGCAUUUCAAUGCUUAGAUUAUAACGGAAGGUUCAGGAACCAUCUUACCUCAUUCCAUACUCGUUAGGCUGUGUCCGUAUUACUUGCAGCAGUAACUGAAGCAUCUGUAAGAACUGAACUUACAGUUAGCUGGAAGAUUGCAACUGGCAAAGUGCACACAUUAUCUGCAGCCACAGCCAACCAGCUACAUGUACAUGUUUAACAUUGGACCUAACCUCAGGCUGAAUAUACUAAUCCCUGUUAAUCCCUGACCACUGCAGGCAAAGGAAUAACAACAAUCCUGAACUAGUAAAAAGCCGUGUCUGAAUGACUGGGCUGUGGCUAGCAAUAGUCUAUGAGUAAUGGCAGCAGUCGGUAAAUUGGCUUCCACAGCCACUAUAGCUGCUUCCAGAAUCAACCUAAGAGUCCUUUACAUGUUCACACAGUUGAGAUUCAGAGCAUCCUCUCCAAUGAAGACAGAGUGCAGUGGUUUUUGUAGUCUUUGUAAUCAUAUUGUCCUUACUACCUCUAUACUCUAUUGAUUACGUAACAUAUUUAAGCUAGCAUUUAAAAUCCUAUAAUUCAAGCCAAGUAUACAACAAAAAACACCAUUGGUGUGAUUUUUCUGGUAGUUUUGUUCCACAUACACAGUCAUUUAAAAUCUCUUCUUUGAAAAUGGUCAAAAAGUAAUAUUUUACUCUUAGUUUGUCUCUAGUGAAAGUUAUGUGUUGCUUUCUGCUGUCAUUUUUCAUUAGACAACUGCCCAAUGAAAUUUGUGGAUUUUUGUAGGAAUAUGAAUGAAAUGUGUUCAGUAAAUUAAAAAUAAAAUUUAUGAUAUCCUUUGUGAAAUUUUUUGUGUAUUGGUAGAGACUUUGUUGAAUUGUUGAAUGGAGGGAUAAUAUGUUACUUGUAUCUGCUUUGGAAAGGUUUACAUGGUCAAAUUCUAUGAACAAACUAUUUUUAAUCCCAAAUAACCACCGUGUCGUCUUUAAGAGUUGGUGUGUUUUCACUUUUUCAGGAAAUCUAUUGUCAUUCAUCUUUACGGACUAGUAUGUCUGUGAAUUGAAUCCAAUUUGUAUUUCUUUUGACCGAAAGGAUAAUAACUCUAUUCGUCACUGUUCGAAUCUUAAUUACUGGGACAGCAAACAACAUGUUUGUCCCAAAGGGCUGAAGCAAAAGACCCGUUUUGCUAAUAAAUUGACGAGGAAAGGGA
Molecule: messenger RNA, 2536 nt
Organism: Acanthaster planci (crown-of-thorns starfish)
Lineage: Eukaryota; Metazoa; Echinodermata; Asteroidea; Valvatida; Acanthasteridae
Gene: get3
Product: guided entry of tail-anchored proteins factor 3, ATPase
Biological process (GO): tail-anchored membrane protein insertion into ER membrane
Cellular component (GO): GET complex
Molecular function (GO): ATP hydrolysis activity; ATP binding
Source: RefSeq, a predicted model, not a curated record